Marasmius oreades (fairy-ring Marasmius) is the source of this 1709-nucleotide messenger RNA. RefSeq lists its product as uncharacterized. The transcript is spliced from 3 exons. The coding region runs from base 89 to 1561 and encodes 490 amino acids. NCBI's taxonomy places the organism in Eukaryota, Fungi, Basidiomycota, Agaricomycetes, Agaricales, Marasmiaceae. The record is from RefSeq and is a predicted model, not a curated record.
AUUCAGUCUUCUUUCAUCCCUCUUCUCAGCUCGUGUUGUGUGUGUGUGCUCAUAGUCGACCGGGUGAGGGGAAAACUUCAUAAAAAUCAUGCUCGGAUUACGUUCAACCAGACGUGUCCAACUUAUCAUCUUCGUAGGGUUCUGUACCCUGGCCAUCACCUUGUUACUGAACUCGACAUCUCAAUCCGUUCGCGCAAAGCUUUCGAGUUUUCUGCCUGGAAAUAGUUUCGACGGUGCCGGUGAGGCAAGUCGAACACCACCCGAACCUCCGACAUGGGAUAGUCUUCAAGAAUGGGAAGCUUCACUUCCGCAGCAUAACCUAGACUUGCCGUUUCCUGAAGGAAGGGAAGGGAGAUAUGUCAAAUUUUCGAAUCAGGUGAGGGAGUUAGGGUGGAAUAAUGUCCUAAAUGAACUGUUGAUGAACGCUCAUCUGGCAUACAUCUCUAACCGUACAUAUGUCUUCCAAGACUAUUACUGGAAAAAAGACUACUACACCUGGCCGAGCUCAACAUGGCGCACCGAUCCACCGCGAACGCCUCUAAAUGCCCUUAUCUCAGGUCCUGCAGCGGGCGGUCCCUUCGAGCCUAACGAUCCCUCACCCCGUGCGGUCUCUGAAAACUUUUUCGACGUCGUUUGCCCCGGUAACAAGCGGAAACUUCUCUAUACCGAAGACAUCAAACCCAAAAUCGGAUGGGCAUCUGGAAUUGAUAUUCUCAAUUCCUGGGCCAAGAUCCUCCGAGAUGAACCGGCGAAAUGCAUAGAAAUCAUACCCGCAGACGAGGCUUUCGAUCAAUUUCCCCAAACGUUUGAUUUAUGGCUGUGGGGAUCGGACCGUGUUCUUUCGUUAUGGGAACCGUUCAUUCAAAGCCCCAUUUCCAGACUCCUCGAAACUUCACCCGUUGUGAACAGUGCGAUUGACGCCAACGAGCACCUCUUCUUUCCUAGGGGAUCACGGUUACCGGUUUCAGGCGGUGCCAAGGUUAUAGAUACUGGUUCUGAUUCUGGCUGGCCCAAGAACCCAUUUUCGCGCGUCAUGGCAGUACAUGUCCGUCGGGGAGACUUCAAGGAAGCUUGUGAACGUCUUGCAUAUUACAACUCCACGUUCUAUAGCUGGAACCUUCUCCCAGACCUUCCGGAUCCGUUCAGUGUCCCUCCCAGCGUGAGAUGGAACACAGACGAGUACAACCAACUCUACCACGAGAGAUGUUUCCCGGAAACUGAAGCUAUGAUAAAGAAGAUCAGGGAGUCGAGGGAUACCUUCGUCAAGUCCUUUGACGGGCAAGAUGUUGUGUUGGAAACGCUGUACCUCCUGACCAACGCAAAAGGGGAGUGGUUAGCUGCCUUGAAGGAAGAGCUGGAGAGAGACGGAUGGCAUACCAUCGUGACAAGCAGGGAUUUGGUUCUGAACGCAGAGCAGAUGGAUGUCAACAUGGCGAUCGACAUGGAUCUCGCGAGAAGGGCUGCGGUGUUUAUUGGUAACGGGUGGUCAUCAUUUACUAGCAAUAUUGUCCAUCGAAGACUUACGGACGGGAAUAAGCCAAUCAGUGUACGCUUUUGGUAGCGUUAGCCUGUAGAGGCUGCGACCGUGUUAGAUCAAUGUAUCGUCGGAUUUAUUAUUGGGAUAUAGACUAUAGCUUAAGUACGAAGAAGACAGUGUUGUGACAACUAGAUUACUUGUAUUCACAAUCCCAAACCGCUAUCACCUCCCC